This is a messenger RNA of Penicillium oxalicum, 1551 nucleotides long. RefSeq lists its product as uncharacterized. Bases 1 to 1551 code for a protein of 516 amino acids. The transcript has 5 exons. The record is from RefSeq and is a predicted model, not a curated record. NCBI's taxonomy places the organism in Eukaryota, Fungi, Ascomycota, Eurotiomycetes, Eurotiales, Aspergillaceae.
AUGGUUUACAACAAGCUCAGCCCAACAAAUGGUGCCAUGAAGCGAUCUGCUUCUGCAUUGCAUGAAGGUCCUCCCGGAUGGGACGUUGCUCCCCCCAUGAUGACCCCGGCGUAUCCUCCUGCUCCUUCUCGCCCACCAUUUGCUCAUUACGCCAUGAUCUAUCUUGAUAACGAGGGUAAGAUCAAGGUGGAUGAAUCCGCUUCUAUCAAAGAGCAAGGCGCCACACUCUUUACUCCUGAGGUCAAGCAAAACUUCCUAGAAAUUCUUGGGGAGCGCAUUGGUCACUGUCAACCCAUUCGCCGCACAAUCAAAACCUCGUCAGCUCGCCGAGUUCGUCGCCGUGGUGCAAACGCCCAGAGUCAAGGAAGCCGUCUCUCGGACCCGGUCUCCGACAACGAAGAUCUCUCCACCAGUAGCUCCUACGAGAUGGCUCCCCUUCGAAUCGGUGACACGGAAAAGGUCACUGCCUACUACGAAAGCGCUCUGAAGCACUUCCAGCAAUUGAACUGCCGGAUGAUCGCCAAGGCUUUCAUCAAGCACAUCGAGCCCCGCAAGCAGGUGCGAUUCCCUUACAACGGAGGGAAGCCCCCAGCGGGAUCUCCUCCUGGCACCACUGGCGACCCUGAAAAGACCAAGCCGGAUUGGUGGCCUGAGGGCGUGAUGCACAAGGAGCCAGAUCAUCUCCGCAAAGAGUAUCGCAUCGAACUGCUCAUCUAUCUCAUUCGCGCCAACAUUAGAGAUUCCAACGCAGACAAGCUCAAGGAGGUCGCCGGAGACACAAAGCGCAGCCUAAAGCACCCGUCUCACAUUGAAAUCAUCUACGAGAUUCUGCGGGUCCGUAAGAUGGAAGAGCGCUUUGAGCGCGGUGAAGUCGAUGAGAACAUGGUCGUCUAUGUCACCAACCGCGGCCCAAGCCCCAAGGGUGACGAGGAAGAAGAAACUCACGAUGCCACUGCUCCUGUUAUUACUGUCGAGGCUCCCGAGCCGAUCGACGAGGGCCUCCUCACCCCUAGCUCAAGUGUCGACCACGCGGCCUCCAUGACCACCCCCAUCGACACCAUGUCCAUGGGCCCAUCACGAACUCUCUCAGCCGGCUUCUCCGGGGCUCAGUCUAUGAGCUACGACAUGUCCCAGUCAGACCGACACUACUACGCCACCCCGCCUCAAUACACAGAUUCCUUCUCACAAUCGAUGAUGAAUACCCCCGUCACGGCAGAAAUGAUCAGUCCCCACGAUGUCUCAGUCUUUGACUUUCCCACCUCUCAACCCUUUGGCACCUCCUCGCCGGAUCAAAAAUUUGAUGCUUGGACCCCGAGCUUCCGACAGAUUCUCUUCAGUCCCGUGGACUACAGCGCCCCCACUGUGACGCAGAGUAUGCCCCAUCCAGCCAUGCAGUACAACAGCAUGCCUAUGCUCUCGGCCUCGCAAAUGCAUGACAUGACCUCUCCUCACGCACAGUCUCUCAUGGACCCCUCCGGCCAGCGGGUCCUUCCAUUCCGCAAUGGCUCCAUCGGUCACCCAAAUGAGCUGACUCUGUCCCACCCUGUCUAG